Molecule: messenger RNA, 675 nt
Organism: Aspergillus uvarum CBS 121591
Lineage: Eukaryota; Fungi; Ascomycota; Eurotiomycetes; Eurotiales; Aspergillaceae
Exons: 1
Coding region: 1-675 (224 amino acids)
Source: RefSeq, a predicted model, not a curated record
AUGGGUCGGUGGUCUCCUCGACAAAUAGCCCGUGCGGCGGCAUUUAUGCCAGCCAGCAGUCUCGCUUUAACAAUCUCAGUCUCGGCUGCCACGGCUGUCGGUGCUUGGGUGGUGACAGUAACCUCGACCUAUGCCAGCACUGUCACCCACACCGGCAGCAGCCUGGUCCCUGUCGUGACCACGGCCACCACCUGCACCGUCCAGUCGACCCCUUCCUACAAUGGCUGCUCGGAAGUAGCAUGGGUACAGGGUACAGCGACCUGGCGCGAAUACUGCUCGGGGGUGUCCGUGACUGGCGGCGUCCAACAUACUCUCGUUCCGGCCUACAUGCCAAUUUUUGAUGCCUACCAGUGCUAUUUCUACUGCACCAUCUACUCUACCCAACGCAGCGGUUUCAACUACUAUACUGUAGCUCACUCCUGUGAAUUCCUGCCCGGAGACCUACGAACCGUGUCCGCGCCCGCCAGCGUGCAGGCCGCAACGAUGUUAUCGGUGGCAAAACCGGUAGCAGCGACAGCACUGGCAGCAACCGCAACAACUCCGGCAAUAGCAGCAGCAGCAGCGCAGAACCCUCUACCCAGUCAUCAGGCACUGGCACCUCCCCCGAAGGUGUAUCUGCUGUAUCUGGUUCAACCGGCGCGGGCAACGCUGCUAACAGCACAGCCUCUGCCAUGA